Molecule: messenger RNA, 621 nt
Organism: Aphanomyces astaci
Lineage: Eukaryota; Oomycota; Saprolegniomycetes; Saprolegniales; Verrucalvaceae
Exons: 2
Coding region: 1-621 (206 amino acids)
Source: RefSeq, a predicted model, not a curated record
AUGAAGUUCCUUGUUGCUCUCGUCCAUGCCAUCGCUGCGUCUCAAUUGUUGUUUGACAACCCCGCACCAAUCAUUCAAGAAGGACGCUACAGCUACCCAUUCAAUUCAGCCAAUCAUUUGGGGCUUCGAUUCCGCGCCCCAUCGUUAGGAGAUUAUGGCAACCAUCCCGGCUUUGCAGUCAUUUCAACUCUGACCCUUGAUUAUUUCAAAUUUUCCGUCGAAACGCCUAAAAAUAUUCCCACCAACGCGUCGAUAUGGUUGCGACCAGAGCUGUGCCCUUCCGUUAACGACUUACCCGCUUGCAACGAGCCCAUUGCCUCUUCGCGCAUCCCCAUCAAUGGCAAUGUCGAUAAAGUCAAUUUCCAGUGGACCCCCAAGUCCCCUAUUAUUCUUACGCCCAACACCAUGUACUGGUUCGUGCUGGGCUCCUCCAGCGAAACCAAGGACAUUGCCCUCGGGUGGUUCCGGGGCGACAAUUCGUUUUCACCCCAGAAUGAUCACAAGGUGGACGUGAGGUUCGUGCGCUACGAAGGCAACACAGUGAAACCAGUGAUCGGCACAAUCGCUCCGUCCCUCCAAGUGUAUGCUAAGUCUACUCUUGUGCUGCAGUGCCACUGCUAG